CUUGUGCCAAUGGCCUCGGGUGUGCCUGCUCACCAGACACCCAAUCCUGCAAGACAGCCAUUAAAGCCUUGCUCUGCUGUUCUCUUUGUCUCUGUAUCCAUUUACUGAGUUUGGACCAGUGAGUGUGUUUCUCGCACCAUCAGAAUGGAUGCUGAGUAAGCCAUAUAAUAGAUAACCAUUAGACUAGUCUACCCCAUUGGGCCACUGGAUGGUCCAAGGAGGUUGUAUGGUUGAAUGUGUUUAAAAAUUCCAAAUGAAUGAAUGUGAAAGGUGGUAUUGAUGAUGAAGUUGCCUGGAACAGUUUUACUUACACUUCUGAUAGGAGAGCUCCUACACAUCUCUCAUUAGUCAUUCAAUCAGCACCUUGUGAAUGGACCUCUGUUAUGCUGAUUAUACUGUUUGCUAAUUAUUUGUUUAUAUGUUUGUCUCCCAGUUCUCCUAUAACAUACCCCUCUAAUUCAGGGUUCCUCCACAGCUAGAAUCCACUUGUGUUCCACAAUGCCCAAGGCACAGGGUGGGCAUCAGAUGACUAGACUUGCUAAAUGAAAGUAGGGUAAAGUCUCAAUGACUCUCAGUGCCCUGCCUCCCACCAAUUUCCACUCCCCCUCCGCCACUUUCCAAUGCCUUUGGGAGUCAUUAUUGGAAAGACAUCAGCCAAAUCCCAGGGAGUUCUGCAGACUUGAGGGUAGGAGGGGUCACACCAGAUUAUGUUGUUUAUAGAAAUGUAUCUCUUAAUGACUGGGAAACAGUGCAAAGCAUCAUUUUAUUUGUGGAACUCAAAUCAAAUCACCAAGAAGCAAAGACCUAAGUAGGAGGAAGUUCAGCAGAUAAUUGACUAAACAGAGCUGUCUUCUCAUCCUGUUUGAUUCUAAGGUUAAAAAACAAACAAAACAAAACAGCUGUGUUUUGCAAUCAGUCCCCAAUCUAAAUACAUAAAUGAAUUUCUGCCCCAGAAACACCAAUGCCCCAGUUUAACUGAUGCUGAAAACUCUGCCUAUAUUGGAGAGACACAGCUGAUGUACAGUGGACGUAGCUAAUGGAAGGGAGUAGAAGUCAGUGCAAGAGACAUAAAUGGAGGGACAUCAAAGAGAGACCAAAAGGUACCUGGAAGAGUAAGAGAUCUUCUGGAGAGGGUGUCCAAGUGCCUGGCUUGCUUGGGAAGCUCCACCUGUGCAUUUCCUGGGUGGGUCCUUAUUUACUGAACCAUUGUUAUAUUCCAGAUGUUGUGGUAAGCACUUUUAGUACAUUAUCUCAUUUUAAUUCUCAAAACAACCUUGCAAAUUCAGUUUGGUACCCCUGCCUGUUCAUAGGUAAACUAAAGGUCAGAAAGUUGCAUACAGCUAGGAAUGAUGCCAGGAUUUGAAUACCUGCAUACUUGAUUUGACUCAAGGCUUCUGCUUUGAGUCCUUAACUAUCUUUACAAAACUACUUUGAGGUGCCUAUUAUUUCCUCUAUGCUAAAAAUGAGGUGACUGAGGCCCCUGGGUGACCAAAUGACACAGACAGUAAAUGUCAGAGCCAAACCAGAUCCGUCUGACUCCAAAAUCUGUGCCUUCCAGGUAGAGGAAGACAAAAAGCCAGAGGUCAGGAACAUACCACAGAGCCCCUGCAUGUCAGGCCUUAUUACCCUUUCCUAGGACAUUGUUCCCUUUUUUCCCAUCCACCCCCAACCUCCCCACUUAGGCCCCCCCCCCCCCCAAGAAUCUUCCUUGCAUUGUCUCUCCCUCAAUGUGGCCGCUGGGCCGAAACUGGGACUAGGAGUUUGGGGGAGGCUUUAAGACAACCCUUCCCCCAAGAUUACCCCAGGAAAGGAACAGCCAGCACACCCCCAGCCUGGGGGCUCCCAUCAACAUAUAUCUGAACAAGACCUGUGCAUAAGACUUAAAUUGCUUUGAUCAGGAGCCUGCCACACUGGGUUCAAAUCCAGCCCAGAGAUUGACCAAUAACAGCAGCUCUCGUUUUAAAAACUAUCUAUUCUGGGACAGACAUUUCACUAGGGGUUUCCUCCAUAUUUUUAAAAAAUGUAAUCUCUCUACCCUCCAUGAUUGAUCCUCUUUUACCAAAGAGGAUCAGUAAGGCUCCCGGAGGGGAAGCGACCAGCGUCAGAACAGCCAGUCAUCAGGAGCCUGGGACCUCGAACCCACCCAGGCCCCUGAUUCUGCUGUUGCCUAGGAGCCGAGGAGGGAGGAGCUGCCAGAGCAGAGGGAGGAGGGGAAAGAGAGAGGGCGAGCUCUAGGCAGCGCGCGCUGACGACAGCAGGUGAUUUUUUCUGCAGCGCGCUUUCUCGCAGCAUCUUUCCUGGAUUUUUUUUUCCCCUGGCUGAGCGGCAGAUAAGGGUGCGGCCGCUGCCCUGCUGCAGAGACGGCGGCGGCGGCGGAUGCAGCAAUGCUCCGUCUCCACUGGGGGUGAUUGCCUCCGAGUCCUGCUUGGCUGCCGGCUGCCACCGGACGCCGGCGGGAAGGAGAACACAGCCUCGUCCGCGGACCUUGCGGCCACACUGCCUGGCCCUUCCUCUGCGCCAUGGCUUAAGCCCGCAGCCACCUCGUCUCGCGUCGCCCCGUUCGGCCGGGGUCUGCGCUCCUCUGCAGCCUUAGGGAGGGGCGCGUCCCAGACGCCCUCCCCCGGGGACUUGGGGACGUCGCGUCUCUCACUCGCCCUUCGGCGCACGGAGCAGACUGCGCUCCCAAGACGUUUGCAGGAGGCUCCCGGAGGCGUUUGCUGCGGGUAAUCGAGAGACUACAGACUUUAUCUCAGUGAUAGCUUUGCCGGUCGGACCUUCCCGGGUGUUCUCUGAGGGUGGAGGGCGAGCUAACUCAGGCUACCAAGGAAAAAACGGUGGCAACCAGAUUGGCUGGUCGAAGGUCAGGGAACCAAAAUAAGAUUAGAGACUUGCUUUAGAACCACAGAAAGGAAGAGCGAGGGCCGGCUAGUAUCAUGGCGUGGCCGUGCAUUACGCGGGCCUGCUGCAUCGCCCGCUUCUGGAACCAGCUGGACAAGGCGGACAUCGCCGUGCCGCUGGUUUUCACCAAGUAUUCGGAGGCCACCGAGCACCCGAGCGCCCCGCCGCAGCCGCCACCGCCGCCGCAGCCGGCGCACGCACCCCCCUCGGCGCGGGCGGUCGCCAUAGAGACGCAGCCUGCCCAGGUCGAGUUGGAUGCAGUUGCCCGGGCAACAGGACCGGCGCCCGGGCCUGGCGGCGAACGCGAGGCGGUUGCAGCCUCCGGCCGGAGCGGACCCGGUCCGGGCCCAGCCUCCGGCUCCACUUCCAGCGCGGGCCCCGCGGACUCGGUGAUGCGUCAGGACUACCGCGCCUGGAAGGUGCAGCGACCCGAGCCGAGCUGCCGGCCACGCAGCGAGUACCAGCCUUCCGACGCGCCCUUCGAGCGCGAGACUCAGUACCAGAAAGACUUCCGCGCCUGGCCGCUGCCGCGCCGCGGGGACCACCCGUGGAUCCCCAAGCCCGUGCAGAUCCCCACGACCUCCCAGGCUUCGGCGCCUAUUCUCGGGGCGCCCAAGCGCCGGCCGCAGAGCCAGGAGCGCUGGCCUGCGCAGGCCGCCGCUGAGGCCCCGGAGCAGGAGGGGGCCCCGGGAGGAGCGGGUGGCCUCGCAGCUGGAAAGGCAUCCGGUGCCGACGAGCGCGACACGCGCAGAAAGGUCGGGCCCGCCUGGAUGGUGCGUCGCGCCGAGGGGCUGGGGCUCGAGCAGACGCCACUGCCCGCAGCCCAGGCGCAGGUCCAGGCCGCGGGGCCCGAGGGUAGUAAGGGGCGUGCAGCGGCGGACGCCCUCAACAGGCAAAUCCGCGAGGAGGUGGCGACAGCGGUGAGCAGCUCCUACAGGAAUGAAUUCAGAGCGUGGACGGACAUCAAGCCUGUGAAACCGAUAAAAGCCAAGCCCCAGUACAAACCCCCAGAUGAUAAGAUGGUUCAUGAAACCAGCUACAGCGCCCAAUUCAAAGGGGAGGCCAAUAAGCCAACACCAGCUGACAAUAAGGUCAUUGAUCGCAGAAGAGUACGCAGCCUCUACAGCGAACCUUUCAAGGAACCGCCAAAGGUGGAGAAACCUAGUAUUCAGAUUUCCAAACCAAAAAAGACAUCAGCGAGCCAUAAGCCCCCGAGAAAGGCCAAAGACAAGCAGGUGGUAUCAGGCCGGGCCUCCAAGAAAAAGAGUGCAGAGGGUCCCAGUGCCGCCCAACCCGACAGCAAGGAGCAAAGUAAAGAGAUGAACAAUAAACUGGCUGAGGCAAAAGAGAGCCAAGUCGAACCCACCAGUGAUUCACCUAAGAAUCAAGGUCCUGUAGCCACAGAGCCAGACAAGGAUCAAGGUUCCGUGGGCCCAGGGCCUCUGAAGGAUCCAGGCCCCAUGGUCCCAGAGCCUCUGAAGGAUCAAGCUCCUGUGGGCCCAGGGUCUCUGAAGGAUCUAGGUCCUGUAGUACCCACACCAGUUAAGGAUCAAGAUCACGUGGUCCCUGAGCCUUCAAAGAAUGAAGAUUCUGUGAUCUCAGCACCAGUCAGGGACGAAGUUUCCUUGGUCCCGGUGUCCCUAAAGAAUCAAAGUCCUACAGUUCCAGUCAGGGUUAAGAAUCAAGGUUCCAUAGUAUCAGAGCCUCCAAAGGAUCAAGGUUUCAUGGUUCCAGCACCUGUCAAGGAUCAAGUUCCCAUGGUCCCUGAGCCUGUGGUUCAAGGUCCUGUGGUUCCAGCACCUAUCAAGGAUCAAGGUCCUGUGGUCCCUGAGCCUAUGCAUCAAGGUCCUGUGGUUCCAGCACCUGUCAAGGAUCAAGGUCCUGUGGUCCCUGAGCCUGUGCAUCAAGAUCCUAUGAUCCCAGCACCUGUCAAGGAUCAAGGCCCUAUGGUCCCGAAGCAUCUGAAGGAUCAAAGUGCCAAGGUCAUAUCACCUGUACAGAAUGAAGGGCCUGUGAUCUCUGAGCCUGUAAGGAAUCAAGAGUUAGUGCUCCCAGAGCCAGUCAAGGAUCAAGGUGGAGUAGUCCCAGUGCUCCUGAAGGAUCAUGAUUCUGUGGUUCCAACACCUAUAAAGAAUGAAGGUCUUAUGGUCCCAGCACUAGUCAAGGAUCAAGACCCCAUGGUCCCUCCAAAGAAACAAGGUCCUGUGAUCUCUGAGCCUGUGAAGAAUCAAGUUCCUAUAAUUCCAGUGCCUCUGAAAGCUCAAGAUCCUCUGGUGCCACCACCAGCAAAGGACCAAGGUCCUGUGGUCCCCGAACCUCUGAAGACUCAAGGUCCCAAGGGUCUUCAGCUGCCCACUGUCCCACCUCCACCCCCAGUUAUGAUCCCAACUGUCCCCUAUGCAGAAUAUAUUGAGAGUUCCCCUUGACACUCACCCCUUGACAUGCCAAGGAAGGAGCUGGCAGUGAAAGUGCUCCCUUCCAGGGGCAGCAAAGACACAUAUAUAAUCUGCAUGAAACAUGUACUGUAUAGUCUUGCUGGAAUCCAAUAAAACUGGUCCCUCUUGCUCAGCCUUGUCUCUCUCUGGCUUCAUUUGAGUGUGUGUGUGUGUGUGUGUGUGUGUGUGUGUGUGUGUGUGUGUGUGUGGCACGUGUGUGUGCCAGGCACAUUUGAGAGUGGGCGUGCAAGACUCUAUUCAUUCAUCUGGGUCAGAUGAUCUGAGAAAUCCCCAGUUCCUGUGCGUUGACAGCAAGGGUUGGGAGUGGGUGGGAGCUGCUAGGAAACUGAGGAAA
Manis pentadactyla (Chinese pangolin) is the source of this 5688-nucleotide messenger RNA. It is a transcript of the gene MAP6, whose product is annotated as microtubule associated protein 6. Gene Ontology annotation, cellular component: dendrite; Golgi-associated vesicle; axon. The transcript has 4 exons. NCBI's taxonomy places the organism in Eukaryota, Metazoa, Chordata, Mammalia, Pholidota, Manidae. Bases 2934 to 5324 code for a protein of 796 amino acids. The record is from RefSeq and is a predicted model, not a curated record. Gene Ontology annotation, molecular function: microtubule binding; calmodulin binding. Gene Ontology annotation, biological process: regulation of microtubule cytoskeleton organization; cytoskeleton-dependent intracellular transport; dendrite morphogenesis.